UCACAGAGAAUCAACCAAAAUUUCCCCUUUUUCCUUUUCGAUCCUCAAGAAUCUGUAAUUUGCAAAAAAGCCCUCAUAUUCUUUUAUAUUUCUUUUCAAUUCUUCUCUAUAAAAUCCUCUCCAUUUCUCUUAUUCUUCACCCCAACUUUCUAACCCUUGUUUUAGUUUUUGGGUUUAAUGGCUCCCAGUUUGAAAAAUGGCGGCUCCAACGACGUCGUUUCGUAUGAUGGUUUGAACGACAUGUCGUGUCCAUUCUCCAUCGACAAGUCGGAUUUUACUGUGAACGGACAUUUGUUUCUGUCUGACGUGGCGGAGAAUAUUGUCGCUUCUCCUUCACCCUACACUUCGAUCGACAAGUCGCCGGUUUCUGUUGGUUGCUUUGUUGGGUUCGACGCGUCGGAACCUGACAGCCGACAUGUCGUUUCCAUUGGAAAGCUGAAGGAUAUCCGGUUUAUGAGUAUCUUCAGGUUUAAGGUUUGGUGGACCACGCAUUGGGUUGGUCGGAAUGGUAGCGACCUUGAAUCCGAGACUCAGAUUGUUAUCCUGGAGAAGUCGGAUUCUGGCCGGCCGUAUGUUCUCCUUCUUCCGCUCGUCGAGGGGCCGUUUAGAACGUCGAUUCAGCCCGGGGACGACGACUUUGUCGACGUUUGUGUUGAGAGUGGCUCGUCGAAAGUUGUUGGUUCCACGUUUCGGAGUGCGUUGUAUCUUCAUGCUGGCGAUGACCCGUUUGCACUUGUCAAGGAGGCGAUGAAGAUCGUGAGGACCCACCUCGGAACUUUCCGCUUGCUCGAGGAGAAGACUCCCCCAGGUAUCGUGGAUAAAUUCGGUUGGUGUACAUGGGAUGCAUUUUACCUCACAGUUCACCCACAAGGCAUCAUCGAAGGCGUAAAACAUCUCGUCGACGGUGGCUGCCCUCCUGGCCUAGUCCUAAUCGACGACGGUUGGCAGUCCAUCGGGCACGAUUCCGACCCCAUCACGAAAGAAGGAAUGAACCAAACGGUCGCAGGAGAACAAAUGCCCUGCCGCCUCUUGAAAUUCCAAGAGAAUUACAAAUUUCGUGACUAUGUCAACCCAAAGGCCUCCUCCUUUGGCGCCACCCAAAAGGGGAUGAAGGCGUUUAUAGACGAGCUGAAGGGGGAGUUCAAGACAGUGGAGUAUGUGUACGUUUGGCACGCUUUGUGUGGGUAUUGGGGCGGGCUCCGGCCGGAGGUGCCCGGCUUGCCGGAGGCAAAUGUGAUCCAGCCGGUACUGUCACCGGGCUUACAAAUGACGAUGGAGGAUUUAGCCGUUGAUAAGAUUGUUCAUCAUAAAGUGGGGUUGGUGCCGCCGGAGAAGGCCGAGGAAAUGUACGAGGGGCUGCAUGCUCAUUUGGAGAAUGUCGGGAUUGACGGCGUUAAGAUCGACGUUAUCCAUUUAUUGGAGAUGUUGUGUGAGGACUAUGGAGGGAGAGUGGAUUUGGCAAAGGCAUAUUAUAAUGCCAUGACGAAGUCGAUAAAUAAACAUUUCAAAGGAAACGGAGUUAUUGCGAGUAUGGAACAUUGUAACGACUUUAUGUUUCUCGGGACUCAAGCUGUAUCUCUUGGUCGUGUUGGUGAUGACUUUUGGUGCACUGAUCCUUCUGGUGAUCCAAACGGUACGUUUUGGUUGCAAGGAUGCCACAUGGUGCAUUGCGCCUAUAAUAGCCUGUGGAUGAGUAACUUUAUCCACCCUGAUUGGGAUAUGUUCCAAUCCACCCAUCCUUGUGCUGCCUUCCAUGCCGCCUCUCGAGCCAUCUCUGGUGGUCCGAUUUACGUCAGUGACUCUGUCGGGAAGCAUAAUUUUGAUCUCCUAAAAAAAUUAGUGCUCCCUGAUGGGUCGAUCCUUCGUAGUGAGUACUAUGCUCUACCAACUCGUGAUUGUCUCUUUGAAGACCCGUUGCAUAAUGGAGAGACUAUGCUCAAGAUAUGGAAUUUGAAUAAGUUCACUGGUGUGAUCGGUGCAUUCAAUUGCCAAGGAGGAGGAUGGUGUCGUGAGACGCGACGAAACCAAUGUUUUUCUCAAUACUCAAAACGAGUGACCUCCAAAACUAAUGCAAAAGACAUUGAGUGGAACAGCGGUGAAAAACCGAUCUCUAUUGAAGGUGUGAAAACCUUUGCACUCUACCACUAUCAAUCUAAGAAGCUCAUCAUCGCCAAACCUUCCCAAAACAUCGAAAUUUCUCUUGACCCGUUCGAGUUUGAACUCAUCAGUGUCUCACCAAUCACCACACUCGUUGAAACCUCGAUUCAAUUUGCCCCAAUUGGCCUCAUCAACAUGCUCAACACAGGUGGUGCCAUCCAAUGUGUGGUCUACAAUGAUGACCUAAGCUCUGUUAAGGUUAGCAUCAAAGGUACCGGUGAGAUGCGCGUGUUUGCAUCAAAAAAACCAAGAGCUUGUCUUAUCAAUGGUGAGGAUGUUGGGUUCAAGUACCAAGACCAAAUGGUGGCAGUCCAAGUGCCAUGGUCCGGUUCUUCUGGCAUGUCAACUAUCCAAUACUUAUUUUAAUUUAUGUAGAGCUUAAUUGUCGUUAUUUUUAUUACUAUUAAUAUAUUUCUCUCCAAAA
Cucurbita maxima (winter squash) is the source of this 2581-nucleotide messenger RNA. RefSeq names its product probable galactinol--sucrose galactosyltransferase 5. NCBI's taxonomy places the organism in Eukaryota, Viridiplantae, Streptophyta, Magnoliopsida, Cucurbitales, Cucurbitaceae. The coding region runs from base 178 to 2523 and encodes 781 amino acids. The record is from RefSeq and is a predicted model, not a curated record. The transcript has 5 exons. Gene Ontology annotation, molecular function: galactinol-sucrose galactosyltransferase activity.